Molecule: messenger RNA, 511 nt
Organism: Anarrhichthys ocellatus (wolf-eel)
Lineage: Eukaryota; Metazoa; Chordata; Actinopteri; Perciformes; Anarhichadidae
Product: voltage-dependent calcium channel subunit alpha-2/delta-4-like
Exons: 4
Cellular component (GO): voltage-gated calcium channel complex
Molecular function (GO): voltage-gated calcium channel activity
Source: RefSeq, a predicted model, not a curated record
GCGACGAGGUGCUGCUGCAGCAGACGCUGUUUGACGCCGUGGUGACGGCUCCAAUGGAGGCCUACUGGAACGCCCUGAUGCUCAACGACAGGGUGGAGCCGGGCGUGGAGACGGUCUUCCUCGGGACUCGAGCCGGUCUCAUGAGGAUCAUGAGAUACGCUGGAGUGGAGACCAGAGUGGCAAAAAGGUUCCUGACGCCGGCUGAUAAAGACAACCUGUUCACCGUGGAUCACUUCCCUCUGUGGUACCGCCUGGCCGUGGAAAACACUCCCGGCAGCUUCUACUACUACCCCGUCAACGACAAAGGAGUGAAGUACGUGAUCGGGACGACGGCAGUAACUGUGUCCUCUGAGGGGAAGACGGCGAUGGCCGGAGGUGAGUCACACUAAUGUGAAUGUUUUAAAUGUUAUUUAUUUAUCUGUGGGACGUCUUUCUGUGUGAAUAGUAAUAAUUAUUAUAAUUAUUAAUAAUUAUUCAUUUAUUUAUAUAGUACCUUUUAAAAACAGAGUUU